Molecule: messenger RNA, 1977 nt
Organism: Gopherus flavomarginatus (Mexican gopher tortoise)
Lineage: Eukaryota; Metazoa; Chordata; Testudines; Testudinidae
Gene: SLC5A10
Product: solute carrier family 5 member 10
Exons: 16
Coding region: 1-1506 (501 amino acids)
Biological process (GO): transmembrane transport
Cellular component (GO): plasma membrane
Molecular function (GO): D-glucose:sodium symporter activity
Source: RefSeq, a predicted model, not a curated record
AUGGCGUGGUGGCCUAUUGGCGCCUCCCUCUUUGCCAGCAGUGAAGGAUCAGGGCUCUUUAUUGGAUUGGCUGGGACUGGAGCUGCUGGGGGAAUUGCUGUCGCUGGCUUUGAAUGGAAUGCUACCUAUGUCCUGCUGGCAUUGGCCUGGGUGUUUGUACCAGUCUACAUCUCCUCGGGGAUCGUCACCAUGCCGGAGUAUCUCCAGAGACGGUUCGGAGGGGAGAGAAUCCGGAUGUACCUCUCAGCCCUGUCACUCCUGCUCUCCGUCUUCACCAAAAUAUCAACAGAUCUGUACUCAGGGGCCCUGUUUGUACAAGUUUGCCUGGGCUGGAACCUCUACCUCUCCACCGUCCUGAUGCUGGUGGUCACAGCUCUCUACACCAUUGCUGCGUUUAGCAAGAUCGGAGGAUACCAGAACCUGGCAGAGGCUUAUUUAAAGGCUGUUCCGGCCAAGAUUAUCCCCAACACAACAUGUCACCUGCCCAGAGUGGACGCCAUGCACCUCUUCCGAGAUCCCGUCUCCGGAGACCUCCCCUGGACUGGCAUGACUCUCGGGCUGUCUGUCUUGGCCACUUGGUACUGGUGCACCGACCAGGUCAUUGUGCAGAGGUCUCUCUCGGCUAAGAACCUGAGUCAUGCCAAGGCCGGCUCCAUCCUGGCGAGCUAUUUGAAAAUGCUGCCGCUGGGGGUUAUCAUCAUGCCCGGGAUGAUCAGCCGGGUUCUCUAUCCAGGUGAGCACAUCCUGAAUGAGAGAAAUCAGAUAGGCAGCAGCCGUGGGGACGCCGUCAGCUGCGUUGAUCCCGACGAGUGCAUCCGAGUGUGUGGGUCCGAGGUGGGCUGCUCCAACAUCGCUUACCCCAAGCUGGUGGUCGAACUGAUGCCCAGUGGGCUGCGAGGGUUAAUGAUUGCAGUGAUGAUGGCUGCCCUGAUGUCCUCCCUGACCUCAGUAUUCAACAGCAGCAGCACCCUCUUCACCAUGGACAUCUGGAGGAAGAUCCGGAGGAAUGCCGAGGAGCGGGAGCUGCUUCUGGUGGGAAGGAUAGUCACAGUGGUUCUGGUCGCCAUCAGCGUGGUCUGGAUCCCCAUCCUGCAGAGCUCCAACAGCGGCCAGCUGUACAUCUACAUCCAGUCUGUGACCAGCUGCCUAGCUCCGCCCAUCACGGCUGUGUUCGCCCUGGCCGUUUUCUGGAGACGAGCCAAUGAGCAGGGAGCUUUCUGGGGCCUGAUGUUGGGGCUGGUGCUAGGCCUGGCUAGGAUGGGGCUGGAGUUUGUGUAUCCUUCACCCCGCUGUGGCAUCCCGGAUGAGCGCCCCUCCCUCGUGAAGGACGUUCACUACCUCCACUUCGCCAUCCUCCUCUGUGCUCUGACUGCUGGCGCCGUGGUGGGGAUCAGCUUGCUGAGCAGGCCCCCCGCCGAGAUGCAGAUAAAGAACCUCACCUGGUGGACCAUUUCCCGGGGGCUCCCCAGGGGGCGAAGACUGAGGGAUCCCCAGCAAAGGCUCUGAGGGACACCACAGAGGCCCCCUUCUGGGCUAGGAUCUGCUGCAUCAAUGCUGUGAUCCUGAUCUCCGGAUGGCCCUCCUAAAAUUGGAAAUGGAAACCAGCCACCUCACGGCAGGUUCUGUGUAUACCCCCCUCCCUUGUGUUACCUCAGAAUAACUUUUUAUUUUCUCAGAAUUAAAAUGCAGUUUGCAGCUAGAAAUUAUAUCUGCCUGACCAUCCCCUGUGGGCACCCCAUGACAAUGCCAUCUGCUUGGUUGCUUGCAAAUAAUCACUGAAUUAUUGAACUGUGCGGCUCCAGCACUGAAAUCUGGGGGGUUUCCCAUCAGUCCUGCAAGCGCUGCCUUUCUGGAGGCUGUACUUCUGGGGAGUGAAGCAAUAUUAGCCAAUGAGCUCUGGCCUAAUGGGAUGAUGUCACUGCAGAAAUAGCUGGUGUGUGUCUGCAUACUCAAUUUCCCGGGAUAUGACACAGGCUA